Molecule: messenger RNA, 1038 nt
Organism: Engraulis encrasicolus (European anchovy)
Lineage: Eukaryota; Metazoa; Chordata; Actinopteri; Clupeiformes; Engraulidae
Gene: grxcr1b
Product: glutaredoxin and cysteine rich domain containing 1 b
Exons: 2
Coding region: 1-459 (152 amino acids)
Biological process (GO): sensory perception of sound
Source: RefSeq, a predicted model, not a curated record
AUGGCAGAGUUUAUUAGGCGUAAAGGCUGCGGGGACAAGGCGGAGAGGACAGUCCGCUUUCGCGUGGCAUCAGCGCGCAGUGGACGUGUGCUCAGAGAGGUGUUUCGAGAGGAUGCCAGUUCGGGUUCAGAGUCUGUCGAGUCGGAUACCUCCACCUGCUCAUCUGAACCGGAGCGCUCCGUUUCCCCGGUGACGAGCGAGGCAAACGGGCACUUGAGUGGCCUCGGUUGCAUGGAUCCAGAUGACAGCGGGAGCGAUCAGGAUGAUUUGCUUAUGUACGCCGCCAGUGCGGCACAGGAGGAACUUUUCACUGGAAAACGUAUUAAUAUUUUCAGUAAGAAUGGAACCGUGCGCGGCGUGAGGGAUAAAGUGAGUGCUGGCCAGGUGCUCUUCAAUAACCUCUCCAAAAUAUAUGUGGAUUCUCUCCGUAGCAGCAUGCCACCAAGAGAGGGACCUUAAGGGAGCCAAGGAUACCCAGUAUUUGGGUGACAUGGACGCAGGAUAUCCUAUAGUGACAUCCUAUAUGGCCCUAGACUCAGUCAAACAGGACUUAAAGGCUCUUGGCUUAUGGGACUGUACGGAACAACUGACCACAAGCAGAUGAGCUUUCGCAAUCUGUUGACGUUUUGUAAAUAUUUUAUAUCGGCUUCUCAGUCCGACAGGUUCCUCAUUUAUUACAAUGACUGCACAAAAUAAAAGAUGCCAGCUAUGCUUUUUUAAGAAAGAAAGAAAAAAAAACUUUGUACCAUGGGUAUAUCGUAUCACAGAUACAUGUAUGUUCUUAGUUUGGUGCGGUCAGCAACUGUGCCUCUCUGUUUUUGGAGAUUUUAUUGUGAAAAUCAUGACAGACAUCCAGCUUCUUAUCAUGAUAACGGUGGAUUACCAGUAAAAACCCAGAAGGGCUAUAGUCUGUACUGGCUAAUUGACUCUAUGUCUCAUGGAAGGAUAAUGACUGCCUAACCUUUAAGGAUUAUUCAUUGUGAUACAGUUUUCAAAUCAGUAGACCAUGUAAUUGUGUAAUGAUGUUACUACUAUCCU